GUCUUCUAACAGCCACCACUAGCUAAUCUACUCUCAAAAUCAAAAUCCCAAAAUUCUCCACUCCACUGCUUCACUUGUUCAGUUUCCAUUAUCCUCUAAAAAAAGCUUCUCAUUUUUUAUUUUUUUCAUUUUUUUGCUCCAUCUUCAAGGCAAGCCCUCAAAAAAAUCUAAUCUUGAUAAACCCCAACAAUCCCGUUUAGCUAAAUUUUCACCUUUUUUUUUUAUUUAUUUAUAAAAUUUUGAAUCUUGAUAACUCCCACCAAUCCCUUUUAGCAAAAUUUUCACUUUUUUUUAUACAUCAAAUUUUGAAUCUUGAUAACUGCCCACCAACCCCUCUUAGCUAAAAAAUUUCACUUUGUUUUCUAAUAAAUUUUGAAUCUUGAUAACUCCCCAUCAAUCUUUUUAGCUAAAUUUUCACUUUGUUUUCUUAUAAAAUUUUAAUCUUGAUAACUCUCACCAAUCUUUUUAGCUAAAUUUUCACUUUGUUUUCUUAUAAAUUUUUAAUCUUGAUAACUUCCCACCAACCCCUUUUAGCUAAAUUUUGAUUGUGUUUUCUAAUAAAGUUUUAAUCUUGAUGAAUUAAUGCUGAAGUUAUCAACUUUUAUUGAGGCCACCUUGUUUAAUGGCCUCUUUAAAAUUAUCCCUUUAUGUAGACAGCUCAUGGGAAUCCAAGAAACUUAAUUGCACAGUGAAAGGUUUGAACUUUACUGAUUCUAAGUGUUGGUUUCCUUCUAUUUUGGGUAGUGGUGCAUUUGUUGUUAGUCCAUUUUGUAUGUUGAAACACAUUAGGGUGUCAAGAUUAGAAACUGAGGAAUUAGAGAGUUCUGAAUUGAGUUUAAAUGGUGAUGGGGUUGAUGGUUUUGAGGGUAAUGUAGGAAAUGAAAGUUUUGUUUCUGAAAGAUCAAAUCUUGGAAGAGAUAAAGGGAAGUUUAAUGUUUGGAAAAGAUUUAGGAGAGUGAAGAGAGUGUCGAAAGACUCGAAUUAUAGGUCUAGUUUUAGAAAAGAUAGGAAAAAUGGGAUGGAAGAUAAAAUGAAGAUUGUGUUUGAUGAAAAUAGUGAUGAGGAUGUGAUAUAUAGCGAAAACGGGGUUGAUUUUCGGGCUGAGAAUGUGGGGCCUGACUCGAGUUUGGAUCAAUGCAAUGCAAUAUUGAAACAACUCGAAAAGGGUGAUUACGAUGGGAAAGCGUUGAGUUUUUUCCGAUGGAUGAGGAAAAAUGGGAAGUUAAAGCGAAAUGUUACUGCCUAUAAUUUGAUACUCCGCGUCUUGGGGAGGAGAGGGGAUUGGGAUGGGGCGGAGAAAAUGAUUAAAGAAAUGAGUUUUGAGUCGGGUUGUGAGCUUACGUAUCAGGUUUUCAAUACACUUAUUUAUGCUUGCCAUAAGAAAGGGCUCGUGGAGUUGGGUGCUAAGUGGUUUAACAUGAUGUUGGAGAAUAAAGUUCAGCCAAAUAUAGCUACUUUUGGAAUGCUAAUGGCUCUUUAUCAGAAAGGAUGGAAUGUUGAGGAAGCAGAGUUUACGUUUUCAAAGAUGAGGAAUCUUAAAAUUAUGUGCCAGUCAGCGUAUUCGUCUAUGUUGACGAUAUAUACACGAAUGAGAUUGUAUGAUAAAGCGGAAGAAAUCAUUGGCUUUUUGAGGGAAGAUGAAGUAAUUCUGAAUCUUGAGAAUUGGUUGGUUCUGCUUAAUGCUUAUUGUCAACAAGGCAAGUUACACGAGGCUGAACAGGUCUUAGCUUCCAUGAAGCAAUCUGGUUUUUCGCCAAAUAUAGUUGCAUACAACACGUUGAUCACCGGAUACGGGAAGGUUUCCGAUAUGCGUGCUGCACAACGCUUGUUUGGUGACCUUAAAAGGGUUGGAGUGGAGCCUGAUGAAACAACUUACAGGUCUAUGAUUGAAGGGUGGGGUCGUGCGGACAAUUAUGAUGAAGCAAGGAAAUACUAUGUGGAACUGAAAAGGCUUGGACACAAACCAAACUCGUCUAACUUGUACACAUUGCUAAAUUUACAAGUCAAGCAUGGAGAUGAAGAGGAUGUUGUUAGAACUAUUGAGGAAAUGAUGCAAACCGGGAGUGAAAAGUCGACCAUCCUCGGCAUUCUUUUGCAAGCAUAUGAGAAGCUUGAACUCAUUCACAAAGUUCCUUCAAUUUUAAGAGGUUCUUUAUAUGAUCAUGUUUUGAGAAACCAAAUAUCUUGUUCAAGUCUAGUAAUGGCUUAUGUGAAAAACAGCAUGAUAGAUGAUGCGCUACUAGUUUUACGGGAAAAAAAGUGGAAGGAUGCUUUAUUUGAGGACAACUUGUACCAUUUGUUAAUUUGCUCGUGCAAAGAUAUCGGACAUCCGGAGAAUGCAGUGAAAGUAUUCACGUGUAUGCCGAAAUCUGAUAAGCCUAACUUACAUAUAAUAUGCACUAUGAUAGACAUUUACAGUUCAAACAAUGAUUUUGUUGAAGCUGAAAAGCGUUAUCUAAUGUUGAAGAAUUCAAAUGUCAAACUGGACAUGAUAACUUUCAGUGUUGUGGUAAGGAUGUACGUGAAAUUCGGAGCUGUAGAAGAAGCCUGCUCUGUUUUGGAAGCAAUGGAAAAACAAAAAGACAUUGUUCCGGACACAUAUUUGCUCCGUGAUAUGCUCCGAAUCUACCAGCGAAGUGAGAAGAAGGACAAAUUGGCGGAUCUUUAUUACAAACUCGUGAAACUAGGAGUCGUGUGGGACCAGGAAAUGUACAGCUGUGUCAUAAACUGUUGUGCCCGUGCGCUGCCCAUUGAUGAGCUUUCUAGGCUUUUUGAUGAGAUGCUUAAACAUGGGUUUUUACCUAAUACGGUCACGUUCAAUGUUAUGCUUGACGUAUAUGGAAAGUCCAGGCUCUUCAAAAGGGCAAGAGAAGUUUUUUCAAUGGCCAAGAAGCGUGGUUUGGCUGAUGUUAUCUCUUACAACACUCUCGUAGCUGCGUACGGGAGAAGCAAAGACUUCAAGAAUAUGUCGUCAACCGUCAAAAAGAUGCACUUCAACGGCUUUUCGGUUUCUCUUGAAGCCUAUAAUUGUAUGUUAGAUGCCUAUGGGAAAGAUGGACAAAUGGAGAAAUUCCGUAAUAUCUUGGAAAGACUGAAGGAAUCUGGUCAUUCUUCUGAUCACUACACGUACAACAUUAUGAUAAACAUUUAUGGUGAGCUUGGUUGGAUUGAAGAAGUUGCAGAUGUAUUGGCAGAAUUGAAAGAAUCGGGAAAUGGACCUGAUUUGUGCAGCUAUAACACAUUAAUAAAGGCAUACGGAAUUGCUGGUAUGGUUGAAAGUGCAGUAGAUUUGGUUAAGGAAAUGCGCAAGAAUGGAAUUGAACCUGAUCGUAUAACUUACACUAACUUAAUCAAUGCCUUACGGAAAAAUGAUAUGUUUCUCGAGGCUGUUAAGUGGUCUUUAUGGAUGAAGCAGAUCGGAUUAUAAGAUCCAUUUUGGCAAAUAUUGUUAUUAUUCAUCGUGGACCAUUCAUCUCCGGUUUAAAGGUCAAGGCUUGUAUUCUUCUUGUAUAGUUUGACACUAAACUUUCCAGCGGGGACUUUACUGAGUAAGCUAGAGCACGCAUGUCACAGCAGGUCUAUAGAAGAUCACAUAUAUGCCAGUCGUCUACUUGCGCGCCCGAGUUUGUGUAAAGUAAUUCAUAGACAACUGUGGUUUGAUUGUCCAUAAUGCACCGGGUAGUGUAUAGUCAUAACUCUUUCAAUAAGGAAGAUAGCUUACUGUGAUAGCUUUAUCGAUCAUCUGUAUCUCCAGGAAGUUGUCUCACUGUUGUAAAAAUCAACAUGGUAAAGGCUCUAAGCCUUUUUGAAUGUUUUAGUUGCUAUGUGGCUGAGCCAUUUUGGGUAUAGUUUCAAUAAAAUCUCUUGCCAUUUUGUUA
Lycium barbarum (goji berry) is the source of this 3878-nucleotide messenger RNA. RefSeq names its product pentatricopeptide repeat-containing protein At4g30825, chloroplastic. The transcript is spliced from 3 exons. The record is from RefSeq and is a predicted model, not a curated record. Gene Ontology annotation, molecular function: protein binding. Bases 623 to 3427 code for a protein of 934 amino acids. Lineage: Eukaryota; Viridiplantae; Streptophyta; Magnoliopsida; Solanales; Solanaceae.